Molecule: messenger RNA, 2076 nt
Organism: Durusdinium trenchii
Lineage: Eukaryota; Dinophyceae; Suessiales; Symbiodiniaceae
Source: the annotation of a GenBank genome assembly
AUGGCCCAGCUGAUUCCGGGUGCUUUAGUGCAAGUCUCUGGAACGUACGAGGAGGCAAACGCCCAAACAAGUCUGGUCAUUGAGGUGGGUGAAGCAGUAGAGAUCCUUGGCCGAGUGUCAGUGGAUGGGCCCGCUCAGCUGCUGCGCCGGGAGGGCCCGCAAUGGCUGGCUCUGAGCUUUGCCGGGCAGCUGAUCCGCGUGGAUCAGCCCAGACCGCUGAAUGCGGUCGAUGACUUCGUGCUAGGGCCAGGCUCCAAUAGCGAAGUCCUCGCGGAUGCCAUGGCCUCGCAGCUGAUUAUGGACGGCUACUGCGAAAGUCGAGCGCUCAACCUCCGGAGCGAGGUGGAGGCGAUGAUUUCGGCCACCGAGAGCCUCGGCUAUGUGAGGUAUCUCGAUUUCAGUCGAAUACCUGCAGAGUUUGAGCCAUACUAUUUGGGGGUCGAGAGUAAAGAGAAGCAUGCCUUGAUCGACUUGGAGGAAGCCUCGGAGGAGCUCAUCCGAAUCUUCCAAGAUGAGGACACACGCCUUACGAGGCUGAUGGAUGGCAUCACGCCCGUCUUGAGAAGUGAGCUGGGAAGUCGAAUCACCGGCCGCACGAAUCUCAUGGUGAGACAAACCUUUAGCACUGUGGAAGAGGAGAAGGCCUUCCAAGCGACUGAGCCGGGUAGCGGAGAGCGGGAGACCUUCAUGAGUUUGGUGAAGCGGCGGCGUGUGUGCAUGAUGCACUUCCUGGGGCCUCGGACUGGGACGCUGAAGCUGCUCCCAAGAGCUGACCGGCCAGAGAUCACCAUCGAGGCAACACCAGGCAAGCUGGUGAUGUUCCUGACGGAGCGCUUUCGGCUACUUGGACAGCGCCCUGAAUACGUCAUGCAAGGCUUCGGUGGAGACAUGUCAGCUAGUGCUAGCUCCUCUGGCGGAGAGCGGUGUGCCUCCCCCGAAGGUCACAACGCGAGUCGUGUGAGUCGUGAGUCUGGCCGCUGUGCCGGUUACGAUCUCAAUGUCUAUUACAUGGAUGUGGACAAUAUGGAAGCCCAGGCAGAGGGGAAGGCCUACACCGCCCACCAGAAACACCAACGCAGAGUGGCGCCACAAAAAGCGAUGUUCCGCGCGUGCCGCGGCGCGGUCGGGCGUGCCUUUGCCUCGGAACGGUUCACUCAACGCCUCGGCCAGUUGUUGGGCCCAGAAAGCAACCGCUGGUGGCGACGACUAGAAGGUAAGAAGACCUUGCCUGGGUUGUCUGCAACGGCAAAGGCUAAAGAUCUGGAACUGAGAUUUGAACGUUUAGGCAAUGUCAAUGCUGGAUGUGUACCGGAAGUGGUGAUUACGCCAAGAGGUCAGCUGGAUUUGAGUGCUGCCAGGGCCUUGGCUUUUGCACUGGCCAAGGAGCAUAUCUCCGUGUUGAUUUGGGAUCGGCGCGGCUCAGGGGCAUCAAGUGUUUGGGCCCCUUUGACCGAAGCAUCUUUGCCGGAGCAAGAGGUGGAGGACUUGAAAGUUCUCUUGGACUUUGUCCAGACAGAUCGCGUGGUCUUAGUGGGCUUGAGCUCUGGUGCUCGCCUCUCGGCACUCUUCGCGGCCAAAUAUCCCUCUCGUGUGGCCGGGUUAGCUGUACUGCCCACAGGGGAUGCGGCUGGAGCCGCCUCGGUGUUGGCACAAGCCUACUAUGGAGACUGCAGAGAGGUGGCAGAGCAGGGUGGCAUGGAAGCGAUCGUGGCCACCCCUGGAAGCCAGUUCCAUGCUUUGGCUCAAAGAGAGAUGCAGCGAAGGGCGCUUCUUUCAGUGGAUGUGAAAGAGUUUGUAGAUGUGAUGCUGAACUCCCAAGUCUUCAUCGAGGGUUUCAUUGGUGAAGCUUUCUUAGGGCUCUACCCAGAGGACUUGCGGCAACUACAGAUCCCCGCGCUUGUGUUUCACCAUGGCUUCAAGGAUGACCGACUCCAUGUGCUGGAGGACGCCGAAGAGGUGGCAAGGCAUCUCAAAACGUCGCUAGAGGACGCCGCAGAUGUCGAAGCGCUGCAGAUGGCUCUGAUCGCCUUCGUGAAGUCCGUCGCUCCGGCUGGUGGCUCCGGUCGGCCUGCUUGA